AUGAAGAUCCCCAUCAAGUCCGUCAUUUCGAAGACCGACGUCAACAAGCUCCGAAAGAAGCGUCAAGUCAAGGCCAAGAAGUCCGCGAUUUUGCAGAAGAACUUUCGUCGUCUCAACGAGUCUAGCACCGCCGACAAAGUCCAGCAAGACCUUAUUGACGCAGUUUCAAGAGUCCAGCGAAUCACCAAGCACUUCCAAGCGACUAUCCUCAAGGAGUUCGGUACCAGCGACAUACAACUAGUCAAGCGCACCAACCCAAUCUUACGUUUGAUCGACUCUUUCACUUCCGAGUUUCGACCCUCAUCUCCAAGUCAAUUCCCGAUACGAUCGACGACAUCACAAAAGGAAAAGCUUCUCCCAAUCAACAAGUCUCGAGGUUAA
Molecule: messenger RNA, 381 nt
Organism: Aphanomyces invadans
Lineage: Eukaryota; Oomycota; Saprolegniomycetes; Saprolegniales; Verrucalvaceae
Exons: 1
Coding region: 1-381 (126 amino acids)
Source: RefSeq, a predicted model, not a curated record